AUGUCGAGUGAUGAGGAUAAACCACCUGCGCCGCCGGUCCGGCUUACUAGCAACCGGGCCACGGAUCGUGGCGAUUCUGUAGCCUCCGUAGAUAUGAGGCCUCUUCCAAAAGAACCUGAUGAUGGAGGUGAUAGAAAGAAGAAGACCUUGAAAGCUAAAAUAAAAGGCUCUAAGAGUACGGCUCACAAUGAUAACAAACCAAAUAUAAGCUAUCCAACUAACUUUGAACAUACAGUUCAUGUGGGUUUUGAUGCAGUCACUGGAGAGUUUACUGGCAUGCCGGAGGCGUGGGCGCGGCUACUCAUGGCCGCUAACAUAAGCAAGCAAGAGCAGAAGAACAAUCCUCAAGCCGUGUUAGACGUGCUCAAGUGGUAUGACGCGUCCGCAACUCAGCCGCCGCCUUCUAAAUACAUGACAUCGGCACAGAUGCACACCACACACUCAGGAUCAUCUGUGUCCCGAGUGUCAUCCAGCAGUCCAUCGUCGUCGACGCCCACAGACACGGAACACCCCGAACCCCCACCGCCGCCACCUUCACGACCAGAUCGCACUAAAAGUAUUUAUACGAAACCUAUCGAAGAAGAGGAGGCACCACCUCCGCGACCCACACCCGCGCCCGCUUCGCCACCACAUGUACCACAUCCUGCUCUCACUACACAUUCAAUUUGCAGUCGAGCGGAAGUGGGAUCCGGCGGCGUGCUGGACCGCAACAAGAACCCGGCGGGCGCCCCGCUGGCCGCGCUGGCCCCGCACACGCCGCCGCCGCACGCGCCGCCCGCGCCCAACGGCGCGCCCACCAACACCGACACCGGAAGAGCAACAGCCCAGCAGCAAAGGAAAAAGAAAAUGACUGAUGAAGAAAUAUUAGAAAAACUAAGAACUAUUGUUAGUGUUGGUGACCCCAAUAGAAAAUACACAAAAAUGGAAAAGAUUGGUCAGGGUGCAUCAGGAACAGUGUAUACAGCAAUAGAAACGUCAACUGGUAUGGAGGUAGCAAUCAAACAAAUGAACCUAAGCCAACAACCUAAGAAAGAACUAAUCAUCAACGAGAUCCUCGUGAUGCGGGAGAACAAACAUAACAACGUAGUCAACUAUCUUGACAGUUAUCUAGUUAACGAGGAAUUAUGGGUAGUUAUGGAAUACUUAGCGGGUGGAUCUCUAACGGACGUGGUGACGGAGACAUGCAUGGACGAGGGACAGAUCGCCGCCGUGUGCCGUGAAGUGUUGCAAGCCUUGCACUUCCUGCACACCAACCAUGUCAUACACCGAGACAUCAAGUCCGACAAUAUACUGCUGGGACUUGAUGGACAAGUAAAACUGACUGAUUUUGGUUUCUGCGCGCAAAUAUCUCCUGAACAAAAUAAACGAACAACAAUGGUUGGCACGCCUUAUUGGAUGGCGCCUGAAGUUGUUACACGGAAGCAGUAUGGGCCUAAGGUGGAUGUAUGGUCACUAGGUAUAAUGGCAAUUGAAAUGAUAGAAGGUGAGCCGCCGUAUUUGAACGAAAACCCCUUGCGUGCACUAUAUCUAAUAGCAACGAACGGGAAGCCGGACAUCAAGGAUAAGGAGAAGCUCAGCACUGUCUUCCAGGACUUCCUCGACCAGUGCCUCGAGGUGGACGUCGAGAGGCGCGCCACCGCUCUCGAUUUAUUAAAGCACCCCUUCCUAAAAAUGGCGCGGCCCCUGGCGUCGCUGACUCCUCUGAUCAUGGCAGCCAAAGAGGCGGCCAAGGGCCAUUAG
Messenger RNA from Spodoptera littoralis (African cotton leafworm), 1740 nucleotides. The record is from the annotation of a GenBank genome assembly. NCBI's taxonomy places the organism in Eukaryota, Metazoa, Arthropoda, Insecta, Lepidoptera, Noctuidae.